Sus scrofa (pig) is the source of this 5659-nucleotide messenger RNA. RefSeq names its product phosphodiesterase 12 (gene PDE12). NCBI's taxonomy places the organism in Eukaryota, Metazoa, Chordata, Mammalia, Artiodactyla, Suidae. The record is from RefSeq and is a predicted model, not a curated record. Gene Ontology annotation, molecular function: 3'-5'-RNA exonuclease activity. Gene Ontology annotation, biological process: nuclear-transcribed mRNA catabolic process, deadenylation-dependent decay. Gene Ontology annotation, cellular component: mitochondrion.
UCGCCGGCCGGAAGUUGAGGAACUGAAUGGGUCCUGGAGCCGGUGGCUGCUGCUCCUCUGUCUCUCCCUGACGCUUAGCGGCCGUUCAGCCGCAGGUCUCGUCAGCCGCUAGGCCACCAGGUUCAUGUGGAGGCUCCCAGGCGCCCGCGCCGCGCUUCGUGGGGUCCGCACGGCGGUGGAGCGGCACAGUCGAGCUGAGGCGGCGACUGAGACCGCGGCAGGCGUGAUGGAGCGCGCUGUAGUGCGCUGUGUGCCCUCGGAGCCUAAGCUUAGCUUGUCCUUCGCUCUGGCCGACGGUAGCCACAAGAAUAUGCAGCGCGACCAGAGCGAGCCGCUGGGUCGGGCCCUCAGCCGGAUCGCUACUAAUGCUCUCAAAGGCCACGCUAAGGCGGCCGCGGCCAGGAAGAGCAGGAAGAACCGGCCAAACGCAGGCGGCGGUGGGGCCUGUGCGGGGUCUGGGCCCGAGCCGGCUGCAGCCUGCGAACCCGUAGUGAAGCUGUACUACCGGGAGGAGGCAGUGGCUGAAGACGUGCUCAAUGUGGACGCCUGGCAGGACGGUGCGGUGCUGCAGAUCGGCGAUGUCAAAUACAAGGUAGAGCGCAACCCGCCCUCCCUCACCGAGCUGCAGUUGCCGCGCUACAUCAUGGCCGGCUUCCCGGUGUGCCCCAAGCUCGGCCUCGAAUUUGGGGAUCCCGCCGGCUCCCUCUUCCGCUGGUACAAGGAAACCAAACCUACAGCGGUGGAGCCUGAGGGCGGAGGCCCCUCGUCAUUGUCUCCCUCUUCACCUUCUCCUGGUUGGACCGAGACGGGUGUGAACGAGCGCGUCUACACCCCGUCCAAUGCUGACAUCGGGCUACGGCUCAAACUUCAUUGUACCCCAGGCAAUGGGCAGCGCUUCGGACCAAGCCGAGAAUUGGAAAGUGUGUGUUCGGUGGAGGCCGGGCCCGGCACGUGCACCUUUGACCACCGGCAUCUCUACACGAAGAAGGUGACUGACGACGCCCUCAUCCGCACAGUCUCCUACAACCUUCUGGCCGACACAUAUGCCCAGACUGAGUUCUCACGGACGGUCCUGUACCCGUACUGUGCCCCUUACGCCCUGGAACUCGACUACCGCCAGAACCUUAUCCAAAAGGAACUCACGGGCUACAACGCCGACCUCAUCUGUUUGCAGGAAGUUGACCGCGACGUGUUUACAGACAGCUUGGUGCCGGCCCUCGAGGCCUUUGGGCUGGAGGGCGUGUUUCGAAUCAAGCAGCAUGAAGGCCUCGCUACUUUUUACCGAAAGUCCAAGUUCAGCCUCCUUAGCCAGCAUGACAUUGCUUUCCAUGAGGCCCUGCAGUCCGACCCACUUCACAAAGAACUGCUGGAGAAACUGGUUUUAUACCCAGCAGCGCAGGAAAAGGUGCUUCAGAGAUCUUCUGUCCUUCAGGUUUCUGUUCUUCAGUCUACAAAGGACUCCUCUAAAAAGAUAUGUGUUGCUAAUACCCAUCUCUACUGGCACCCCAAAGGUGGGUACAUUCGUCUCAUUCAAAUGGCAGUAGCCUUGGCUCACAUUAGACAUGUCUCUUGUGAUUUGUAUCCUGGCAUACCAGUUGUAUUUUGUGGGGACUUUAAUAGUACCCCAUCAACAGGAAUGUAUCACUUUGUCAUCAAUGGCAGCAUUCCAGAGGAUCAUGAAGACUGGGCUUCAAAUGGGGAAGAAGAACGAUGCAACAUGUCUCUUACCCAUUUCUUCAAACUGAAAAGUGCUUGUGGUGAACCUGCUUAUACAAAUUAUGUUGGUGGUUUUCAUGGAUGUCUGGAUUACAUUUUCAUUGACUUAAACACUUUAGAGGUUGAACAGGUGAUUCCAUUACCAAGUCAUGAAGAAGUUACCACCCACCAGGCCUUACCUAGUGUUUCCCAUCCUUCUGAUCAUAUAGCACUUGUGUGCGACUUAAAAUGGAAAUAGAUUUGUGUUUAAUGGAAUUUAAGACUGCUUUAGUAAGAAAUUUAUUAUGAAUCAAAGCUUAUGUGUAACCUUCAAAGAGGAAAACUAGACACUAAGGUAAAAUAUUCUUACAAUACUAAUUAUGUUCCAGUGUCUUCAUUACAUGAUUGUCAUAAUGUUUGCAUAAUACAGUAUAGUUUCUCUAUUCUUUUUUUCUACACUUGAAGGAAAAACAAUAUAUUUAUGACAGGCAGGAAGAACAUUGAACUAUUAUGUACAUUUUAUAAGUACUUUUUUUUGCUAGUAAUUAAAAAUUUUGUAAAAAACAAAACGAAAAACCAUUGAAUGAUCCUGUAAUUUUUCUGUCAUAACACACAUUUCUAAUUAAAUCAUGUAUAUAUAGUUAGAGGGACAGUGCAUACACGUUAAGGUGAGAGACCUAAGUUCUGACUCAUGGAAGAAAUAACAUUAGGGUCUACCUCUACCUCAAUUUGGUUAGCAACUUAAUGACGCUUUAACAAAAAAUUAAAAUAUACUAUCACCAAUUCUAAUAUCAUUUUUCAAUCAACAUAAGAUAUUUUCAUUCUCUUAUUUUUAGGAUUUCAGUUUUUGUGUAUCGUACAAAUGGACAUAUUUACAUUCCCAUUCUUACUGCAGCUUAUUUUAACUUUCAGGAUACAAGCACAAUUUAGUAUUCAAAGUGAGUAGUAGCAUAGCCAACUUGAUCUUAUUGUCCUUAAUACUCUUGCCCAUGAAAAAUGAUCAUAAAACAACAGGGUAUUUGACUGUAUGAUAUUAGAGACUAUAGCAUAAUGAUACAUUACUUUAUGGGAAACUGCAAACAGGUACGGGCUUGAAAUUUUGGAUGAACCAUGGAGUAUUUCUAUGCUAGAAGUAUUUUGAAAAUUGUUUUUUCUAAAUUGCAGAAAGGAGUAGUAGUAGGGCUUUUUUUAUUACUAUUUUCUGAAAGAGUCUCUAUUGAACAUCUCUGGAAUAAACUUUUUUGAAGACAUGAGCAUUAUAGUUUGACAUACAGAAAAAUGUAUGUAUAAUUUAUAUGCUGUAAAAAAAUUUAAAUAUGAAGCCAAACCCUCUUUAAAAUUAUGAAUUAUAGUUUUGCUGAGUCUAGCCUCAAGUAGUAACUGAGAUUUUAUUUUAGUUAUUUAUUUAUUUAUUUUCUUUUUACAGCUGUACCCGUGGCACAUGGAAGUUCCCAGGCUAGGGGUCAAAUUGGAGCUUCAGCUGCCGGCCUACACCACAGCCACAGCAACACAGGAUCCCAGCCACAUUUGCAACCUACACCACAGCUCACAACAAUGGCAGAUCCUUAACCCACUGAGAAAGGCCAAGGAUCGAACCUGCGUUCUCAUGGAUACCAGUCAGAUUCAUUUCCGCUGAGCCACGAUGGAAACUCCAUCUACCAUUUUUAACUUGUUUAAUUAUGUUGUUGCAGUCACAAAGUAGAUUAUUCACAAUGGAUGGCCCAAUCUCUUAAAUUUUUUCCAGAGAGCUCAUCUACAAGAUUGUGUCAUGUCAGAAAAGUCAAUCACAUUGCUUUGUUGAAGAAAUUUGAAGAGAAAAAAAAUUCCCCCCCAAAAGAAUACCAAAGCCCUGGAGUAUGAAUAAAUUAAAAGCCCAAGAUGAUCCCCCCACCCCGAAGUACACUUUUAAAAUGUGAGUGUACUUCAGAGUUCCCUUCCUGGCUGUGGCACAGCGGAAAUGAAUCCAAAUAGGAACCAUGAGGUUGCGGGUUCAAUCCCUGGCCUUGCUCAGUGGGUUAAGGAUCCCGCAUUUCCAUAACCUGUGGUGUAGGUCGAAAUCCUGCGUUGUGGCUGUGGCAUAGGGUGGUAGCUACAGCUCCGAUUAGACCCCUAGCUGGGGAACCUCCAAAUAAUGCAGGUGUGGCUCUAAAAAGACAAAAAAAAAAUAAAAUAAAAUGUGAGUUUACUUCAGUUUGUUUCAGAGAAUGAAAUGUUGGCUUUUAAAUGGCUUAGCCAUGCUCCACUAUUAUCUACCACUUCUAAAAUCCCAAUUUAGCUAAAGAGUAGCAAGUUACAAAAAUGCCUAAAUACUAAUUCCUGAGAAGCUUAGGGGGCUGUGACUAAAUAUAACUUACCAAGUUUAAUGCAUAAUCUCAAAAAAAAAGAAAGACUAAACUCUGCCUAUUAAGAAUUUAGGGGAGUUCUUUUGUGGCUCAGCAAGUUAAGGAUUGAGCAUUGUCACUGCAGUGGCUGGAGUUGAUGCUGCGGCAAUGGUUUGAUCCUUGGCCAGGAACUUCCACUUGCCCCAGAUGCAGAAAAAAAAGAAACAUAUUGAGCUAAUAGAACAUUAAAGAUUAUUAAAGGGGGAGUUCCUUGGUAGUUUAGUGGUUAGGACUCAGAGCUUUCACUGCUGUGUAUAUAUAUAUGUAUAUGUAUAUAUGUGUGUGUGUUUGUGUGUGUAUAUAUAUAUAUAUAUAUAUAUAUAUAUAUAGAAAAGAUAUUCUGCAAGUUGGCCAUCUUCAGUGUAUUGAAGAAUAGUGAAGCCAAAUGAUUAACUAUAUAUGAAGAGUAAUCGUUAAAUUGUAGGUCUUAAAAGUACUAAAACCUUUCAGUUAAACUGAUAGCAAACACCAGCUGGAUUCAUUCUGUUCUGAUAACAAACUCUAGGUUAUUCAAAAUCAGUAUUGUCUAGUGUUAAGUUUUUACUCACAAUUUUCAAUUUCCUUGAUAAGCGUCACUAAAAACAAGUUGAAAAUGGAGUUCCCUUGUGGCUCAGUGGGAUAAGGAUCUGUCAUUGUCACUGCUUUGGCUGUGUUUAUAGCUAUGGCACGGGUUUGAUCCCUGGCCUGGGAGUUUAUGCAUGCUAUGGGUGCAACUGUCAGAAAAAAAAAAAAGAUGAAUCAUUCAGCUCUGUCUUCUGUCCAUUUUGUGUUGAUUGUAAGUAGAUCAAAGGUUUUAUAGAGUGCAAUCCAUUUUGCCCGAUAACUCAGUUUAAAGAUGUUAUCCUGGAGUGUUGCUGAUGUACAUCUCCUUAAUGUAUUGAAGUAUUCCUGGUUGGCAUUUUCACUGGUUGUUUUCAUCUCAUCUGUGUUUUUUCUGUAAUUGAAAAUGGCUCAGUAGGGAAUUGGAUAGGCUUUAUUUAGUUGGUCUUCUUACAUUGCAUAAACUAUAUACAUACUGCUGCAUUUAGACUUCAUUUUCCCUGUAGAACAGUUUGGAGAAAUGGUGUAUCUCUCCAGGGCUAAAAUAACUUAGAAAUAAAGAUGGACUUCCUUCAAAAAAUGGGGUUAAGUAUUGUGUUUUGGAUAUCUUAAGCCAAAGAAUAUUUCUUUUUUUUUUUUUCUUUUUUGGGCCGCACUUGCGGCAUAUGGAAAUUCCCAGGCUAGCAGUUUAAUCAGAGCUACAGCUGCCGGCCUACGCCACAGCAACAGCAGCACAGGAUCUGAGCUGCGUCUACAAACUACAUCACUGCUCAUGGCAACACUGGAUCUCCAACUCACUGAGCAAGGCCAGGGAUCGAACCCGCAUCCUCAAGGAUACUAGUCAGAUUCGCUUCUGCUGUGCCACAAUGGGAACUCCAAGCCAAAGAAUAUUCCUGCUGAAGCUGUAGUAUUGUAAAUAAUGUAAUUAUGUUACCCCCUUUCCUGUCUUUUUAUUACAUACCUAUAAGAGAUCUAGUUUUUUGCAUUUUGGCUUGUGUUCUUUUUCAACCUAAAUAAAAGAGUCCCAUGCUUUGGUCCUUCAA